This is a messenger RNA of Ceutorhynchus assimilis (cabbage seed weevil), 1800 nucleotides long. NCBI's taxonomy places the organism in Eukaryota, Metazoa, Arthropoda, Insecta, Coleoptera, Curculionidae. The record is from the annotation of a GenBank genome assembly.
UUCACAUGUUUUUUUACCUGAAAAACCUUUCGGUGCGUUAUAGCAAAGUGAUUAUUGAAUUAAUUACAUACAUUGUAGGAAGUCGUGCCCCAUGUAUGUUUGAUAUCAUCUAGGUACUAGGGUAGUAGCAUUUGUCCAAACUCUAUCUCUUCAGCUACGAGACACGCGGGGCAAUGUUACUUUUUGUUUUCAAAGUUUUGUGCUGGUUUGUGUUCCUUGUUGCAGCCUAUAAUUUAGGACUUAUUGUAUUUAGAUAUAGACAUGUGAAGUUUGCUUGGAAUACAAAUGGAUAUUGGGCACCGUUGCUGCCUUUCAUUGGCAACACUUAUCUUGCUGUAUUAACUGGAAGAAGAGUUAAUAUGUUGACAACUCUUUUGUGGGCAGAGAGGUAUUUCGGACUUCCAUGUAGUUUUUGGUUUUCAUAUAAAUAUCAUUACAUGUGCAAUAAUGCAGAGGAAGCUAAGAUUGUUUUAAAUCAUCCUAAAUGCUUAAAUAAGGCUCAAUUGUAUGGAGAUGUGCAGUAUCUUUUUCGAAAUUCAUUGCUAUUAAUUGACGCCGAAAAAUGGAAGCCACGUAGACGUUAUUUACGCAAUGGUUUUAAAAGUAAUAUAUUGAAAUCAUUUUUUCCAACGUUCUAUCAGCAAAGUUGCUAUCUAGUUGAGGAAAUCAAAAACGUGGGCCCAGAACAAGAUCUGUAUAAAUUUUUCAAUAAAUAUGCGUUCAUGAAUUUUUUUCUGACAUCUUUUGGCUAUCAAGGUGAAGAAGAUUUGGAUUUGGUGAAUAUUAAAAAAUUUGGAGCGUUAAUAGACAGCAUCCAAGACGAAUUUGUCAAAUUACUAGCAAACCCUUUAAUUCCUGCUUUUAUAUGGAUAAGAAUACCUCCAGGAGCACAGUUAAGAGCCCACCGUGCAGAAAUUGGAAAGGUAAUCAAAUUGAUUAUUCAGGACAAAAAGAAGCGAAAGCUUCAGGUAUCAGAAUAUGUGGGAAACCCAAACGAGCGUCCACUGGUUGACCUUCUAUUAAGCGAUGCCUACGAAAAAGAAUAUGAGGAUGAAUUAUAUGAAGAAUUUACUUUGUUUGCUGGAGCUGCUACUGACACCACUGGACAUACAUUGGCUUUUUGUUUCACUUUAUUGGGAAUGUUUCCGGAUAUACAGCGAAAAGUAUACGAAGAAGUUAUGGAAGUAGUUGGAGAUCACACAAUACAAGAGGCGAAUAUUCAAAAUCUUAGAUAUACAGAGGCUGUUGUCAGUGAAGUAUUGAGAAUCCUCCCUACGAUACCUUUGUAUGGGAGAUAUUGCGAGGAAGACAUUGAUAUUGGUACGAAAGUGGUUCCAAAAGGAGCAAACGUUUUCAUAAGUGCCUUCCAUAUACAAAGAAAUCCAGAUUAUUGGGAAGAUCCUUUGAAGUUUGACCCAACUAGAUUCUUGCCUGAAAAUAUGUCAAAAAUUAUUCCUGGAUCUUAUCUUCCAUUUUCUGCCGGACCUAGAAACUGUAUUGGACAAGGAAUGGCCACGAUAUUGAUGAAAAUAACUGUAGCCAACAUUGUGAAGAAUUUUGAAAUUACCUCCAAACAUAAAUCGAUAAAAGAGUUUAAGCUUGAAUCUUGCAUUUCCAUGAAAACUUUAAACCAUCUUGAUUGUCAUUUUACACCAAGAGAUAAGGCUUAAUAUUUAUAAUUUGAAGACAUAUUAUGUGAUUAAUAUUUUAAAAUAAGAAUGUGAAGUAGGCGAGGGUGUAUUUGGUAUUUCUAGUCAUGUAGUGUAUUUAUGUGAAAAUAUAAAAUUUACCAUAAAUUUG